This is a messenger RNA of Thalassophryne amazonica, 2972 nucleotides long. RefSeq names its product ATG7 autophagy related 7 homolog (S. cerevisiae) (gene atg7). Gene Ontology annotation, molecular function: Atg8 activating enzyme activity; Atg12 activating enzyme activity. Lineage: Eukaryota; Metazoa; Chordata; Actinopteri; Batrachoidiformes; Batrachoididae. Bases 257 to 2401 code for a protein of 714 amino acids. The transcript is spliced from 19 exons. The record is from RefSeq and is a predicted model, not a curated record. Gene Ontology annotation, biological process: autophagosome assembly; autophagy of mitochondrion; protein modification by small protein conjugation. Gene Ontology annotation, cellular component: phagophore assembly site; cytoplasm.
CUUUAUUUGUUCACUCAGAAAUGAAAAGAAACGGCGCUUACAGGUUUUUGUCGGUUUUCUCGUGUUUCAUCGUUUGCGUGUUCUUAUUUUUGUUUUGGUUUUUCGUGUUUUACACUCUGGUGCUCGUUCCGUAAAUCACAAUGUUAGCGGCUAGGCUAAAGCUACUUACCCACAGUGCAUUGCUGUGUUGACAAGUUUAGCAGUCACAUGAUCAGCCUGAGCAGGAAGUGAGGGUUUUGUGUGUCUCGGGUUCGGAAUGGCAGCUGACUCUGGCUCAGACCUCAGGCUGCAGUUUGCUCCUUUCAGCAGUGCUUUGGAGGCAGGAUUCUGGCACCAGCUCACCCAAAAGAAACUAAAUGAAUACAGAUUAGAUGAGAGCUCCAAACCUAUCAUAGGAUACUACUACAAUGGAGACCCAGCUGGUUUGCCGUCCCGCCUGACUUUAGAGUUCAGCGCAUUUGAUGUGGAUGGUCCGACCCCUGCUCGCUGCUGUCCAGUUGUAGGAACACUGUACAACACCAACACACUUGACACCUUUAAGACCACUGAUAAGAGGGCUCUGCUGGAGAAACAGGCUAAAGAGAUAUGGGUUGCUAUACAGUCAGGAGCUGCACUGAAGGAUCCCUCCAUCCUUUGCAAAUUCAUCCUGCUGACCUUUGCAGAUUUGAAGAAGUAUCAUUUCUACUAUUGGUUCUGCUUCCCUGCACUCUGUUUUCCAGAGGGAAUAAAAAUUCUCAAACAGCCUGCUGUACUUGAACACGUUUUCUCAGCAAAGCAGAUCACAGCCUUACAGGAGGCCUAUGAUGACCUUUGUAUCAAAAGAGAAACUACUGCAGUUCCUUAUUUCCUGAUGAAAUACAUCAGUGACGCUGUGCAGAUGGCUCCAUUGUGUGACUGGGAUGAUUUCUUCCCAGAUACAAAGAAGGUUACUGUGGGCUUCUAUGAUCCAUGUACUCUCUCUGAACAUCCAGGCUGGCCUCUGAGAAAUCUACUUGUCCUGUUAGCUCAUCAAUGGGGUGCUAAGCUGGACACAGUUGAGGUUCUGUGUUUUCGGGACAGAACUUUACAAGGAGGUCGCUCUAUUCAGCACAGCAUCAUCUUCCAGAUUGAGCUCCCUGAAAUUCCCCUUAACUCGGGUUGUCCUAAAAGUGUAGGCUGGGAGAAAAACCCAAAGGGUGCCAUGGGUCCCAGGAUUGUCAACCUUAGUGAAAGCAUGGAUCCUAAAAGACUUGCAGCAUCAUCAGUGGAUCUCAAUUUGAAGCUAAUGAGAUGGAGAUUGGUUCCCUCAUUGGACCUGGAUAAGGUGGUUAGUUCAAAGUGCCUCCUACUGGGAGCCGGGACUCUGGGCUGCAGUGUAGCCAGGACACUCAUGGGAUGGGGCGUAAGACGCAUCACAUUUGUCGACAAUGCCAAGAUCUCGUACUCUAAUCCAGUACGGCAGCCACUUUAUGAGUUUGAGGACUGUCUUGGAGGUGGAAAAUAUAAAGCUCUGGCAGCUGUGGAACGACUCACCAAAAUAUUUCCUGGUGUGAAUGCUAAAGGUUACAACAUGAGCAUCCCCAUGCCUGGUCAUCCUGUGAAUUUCUCCCAGGCCACUCUUUCUCAAGCACAGAAGGAUGUGGAGCAACUGGAGAAGCUCAUUGCUGAACACGAUGUGAUCUUCCUACUAAUGGAUACCAGAGAAAGUCGCUGGCUGCCAACAGUGAUAGCUGCCAGCAAGAGGAAAUUAGUGGUUAAUGCUGCUCUUGGCUUUGACACAUUUGUUGUGAUGCGUCAUGGCCUGAAGAAGCCACCUGCCAGUCCGAGCGAAUCUGUAGGUGCAGAUUCUUCUUCCUCCUGUUCUUCUGCUUUCUCUUCAUCAUCCACGCCAGCCGGCUCUGCCCCGACUCUCCCAGGAUCCUCUCUGUUUUCCAAUAUUCCAGGGCACAAACUCGGCUGCUACUUCUGCAAUGAUGUGGUGGCACCAGGAGAUUCAACCAGAGACCGGACUCUGGACCAGCAGUGCACAGUCAGUAGACCUGGUUUGUCUAUGAUUGCUGGAGCGUUGGCUGUUGAGAUGAUGGUGUCUAUUCUGCAGCACAGUGAAGGGGGCUAUGCAGUGGCUAGCAGCAGUGAUGACAGAAUGAAUGAACCUCCCACCUCUCUGGGUUUGGUGCCACAUCAGAUCCGUGGAUUUCUUUCCAGGUUUGACAAUGUGCUGCCUGCCAGCCUGGCCUUUGACAAAUGCACCGCCUGCUCACCCAUUGUAUUGGACCACUACGAAAAGGAAGGUUGCCAGUUUUUGUUCAAAGUUUUUAAUUCUUCUCACUCAUUCCUGGAAGACUUGACAGGGCUGACACUUCUUCACCAAGAAACGCAGGCUGCUGAGAUUUGGGACAUGAGUGACGACGAGAGCAUCUGAAAGACUACCAGAAGAAACCUCAGAGGAUGUGGAUGCUGUUUGUUUGACAUCUACAAGAGACAAUUAUUGGUAACAAAAAGAAAGGCCAUCGUACAGAUGUUUGGUUAAGUUGGCAAAAAUCUUAAGGAAAAAAAAAAAAUAAAUCUACAAAUUGAAUUGCAGCUUCAGACUUUUUAGGAAGCGAUCGAGGCAGCCACUCCCUAUAUUAACAAAGAACAUGAUGUGUAUCCUAAAAUAAUCAAAUCAGUAGAAAACUCAACUGCAACUUUACUGAAGUCUGUGUUUAAAAAUAAACAAAUCAAAGUUUUUCUCUUUUUUUGACAUUAUUGCAGAAUCUGAGCUCCCACACCUCGUGGAAAUGUAAAAAAAAAAAAGAAAAAAAAAAAGCCGUUUUAUCUGUUUGUUGUGAGCGUCUCUAUUUGUUAUAGUUUGUUUUUAAUGUCUGAAAUAACAGUAUGUUCAGCAUAAUGAAAUGUAUUUUUUUCAUAAGGUGUUAAAUAUUUAUGGCAGAGGGGGAAAGCCACACAAAGAAAGGCUGUAAGAUUAACAUUUAUGAAAAUGAACCAAAAAA